This is a messenger RNA of Canis lupus familiaris (dog), 10911 nucleotides long. It is a transcript of the gene ZNF462, whose product is annotated as zinc finger protein 462. Gene Ontology annotation, biological process: regulation of gene expression. The transcript has 13 exons. Bases 693 to 8201 code for a protein of 2502 amino acids. Lineage: Eukaryota; Metazoa; Chordata; Mammalia; Carnivora; Canidae. Gene Ontology annotation, cellular component: nucleus. The record is from RefSeq and is a predicted model, not a curated record.
AGGGGGGAGGGGGAGGGGGGACCGCAGCCGCAGCCUCAGCAUCUCCUCCAGCGUCUCCUUCUGCUCUUCUCCAGCUCUUGGAUCGUUCUUCCCUUUCUUUCCCCCAGCCCUUUCCUCGCUUCUUUCUUUCUUUCCUUUUUCUUCCCGUCUCCCGCACGCUGUCGUUGUUAUUAGAAAGGCUUCGCGCACCCCCUGGUGCUCCGGCGUUUUGUGUGGCAGGAGAAGAUUGUCUCCCUUCCCUCGGUCUUGCUUUCUCUCUCCCUCUGGUUGCUCAUUAUUCAGAGAGAGACACAGAGGGAGGGAGAGAGCGAGCGCGCGAGGGAGAGGGAGGAGAGGAGAGGAGAGAGAAGAGGAGAGGAGAGAGCGAGGGGAGAGAGAGAGAGAGAGUGAGAGGGAGAGGGAGGGAGGGAGAGAGAGGGAGAGGGAGAGGGAGAGGGAGAGACGGAUAUCUCAGGUCAUCUGCAGCUGCAGCGAGUCUGAGGAGCCGAGGAAGGCAGGGAAGAUGGCGAUCCUCCAUUGCUGAGACCCGGCACAAGCACAUGAGACUCCCAAACAACUUCCACAACAAUAACCCGAGCAGGAAGAGGAGAAAGAGAAAGAGGAUAAGGAGGCGGUGGGGCUGGAGAACCCGAAACACCUCCCGGCGCCGGGACGCUUCUUCUGUUCCUAAUGUGAGAAGGUAGGCCCGGAUCAUGGAGGUGCUUCAGUGUGAUGGCUGUGACUUCAGGGCCCCAUCUUACGAAGAUCUCAAGGCACACAUUCAGGAUGUCCACACGGCAUUUCUGCAGCCAACUGAUGUUGCUGAAGACAAUGCUAACGAGCCACGAUCCGGGUCCAUGAAUGCCAGUAAUCAGACAGAGGUGGAGUAUUCUUCUAUAAAGGACGAAUUUGCGAUCGCAGAGGAUCUAUCAGGUCAAAAUGCAACUGCGUUGGGGACCGGAAGCUACUAUGGCCACAGUCCUGGAUAUUACGGUCAGCAUAUUGCCCCUAAUCCCAAACCAACCAACAAGUUUUUUCAAUGCAAGUUCUGCGUACGCUACUUCAGGUCAAAAAACCUCCUCAUUGAACACACAAGGAAGGUCCACGGAGCUCAAGCUGAAGGGAGUUCAGUGGGACCCCCUGUUCCCGGAUCCUUAAAUUAUAAUAUCAUGAUGCACGAGGGGUUUGGAAAGGUCUUCUCUUGCCAGUUUUGCACGUACAAGUCACCGAGGAGGGCAAGAAUAAUUAAGCAUCAGAAGAUGUAUCACAAGAACAAUUUGAAGGAGACCACUGCUGCCCUGCCUGCCCCCGCUCCAAUGCCAGACCCCGUGGUCCCACCCGUGUCCCUGCAGGACCCCUGUAAGGAACUGCCCGCAGAGGUCGUGGAGCGCAGCAUCUUAGAGUCCAUGGUCAAGCCUUUGACCAAGUCUCGAGGCAACUUUUGCUGUGAGUGGUGCAGCUACCAGACCCCCCGCCGAGAACGCUGGUGUGACCACAUGAUGAAGAAGCAUCGCAGCAUGGUCAAGAUCCUUUCCAGCCUCCGACAGCAGCAAGAAGGGACGAACCUCCCUGAUGUGCAGAACAAAAGCGCCCCCAGCCCCACUUCCAAUUCCACCUAUCUGUCCAUGAAUGCUGCAAGCCGGGAGAUGCCCAGCGCUAACGUCUCCAACUUUCGGGGCUCCAUCAGUAACUCCAUCAUGAGACCCAAUUCUUCGUCCGCUUCCAAGUUUUCACCCGUGUCUUACCCUCCGAUGAAGCCGAAGUCCCCUCACAACUCUGGCCUAGUUAACUUGGCAGAGCGAUCGCGUUAUGGAAUAGCUGACAUGACCAAUUCCUCCGCUGACCUGGAAACUAACAGCAUGCUGAACGACUCCAGUUCUGAUGAAGAGCUGAACGAGAUAGACAGCGAGAAUGGCUUGAAUGCGAUGGAUCACCAGACAUCGGGCAUGUCUGCAGAGCAGCUGAUGGGCUCAGAUGGCAACAAGCUGUUGGAGACCAAGGGGAUUCCGUUUAGAAGGUUCAUGAAUAGGUUCCAGUGCCCCUUUUGUCCCUUCCUCACUAUGCAUCGACGUAGCAUCUCCCGUCACAUAGAAAACAUCCACCUGUCCGGAAAGACCGCUGUCUACAAAUGUGACGAAUGUCCGUUUACUUGCAAGAGCUCGUUAAAACUCGGGGCUCACAAGCAGUGUCACACGGGUACGACGUCAGAUUGGGAUGCUGUGAACUCCCAGAGCGAAAGCAUUUCUUCUUCACUGAAUGAAGGCGUUGUGUCUUACGAGAGCCCAAGCAUCAAUGGCAGAAAGUCAGGAGUCCUGUUGGAUCCCUUGCAGCAGCAACAGCCGCCGCCGCCGCCCCCACCGCCACCGCCGCCUCCAUCUCAGCCACAGCCACCACAGCUCCAGCCACCACACCAGGUGCCACCCCAGCCGCAGCCCCAGCCCCCACCGACGCAGCAGCCCCAGCCCCCCGUGCAAGCCCCGCCCCUGCACCCUUACAAAUGCACCAUGUGUAAUUACUCCACCACGACUCUGAAAGGGCUACGGGUCCAUCAGCAGCACAAACACUCGUUCUGCGACAACUUGCCAAAAUUCGAGGGGCAGCCCUCAAGCCUGCCGUUGGAGAGUGAGACAGACAGCCACCCCUCUUCCAGCAACACUGUGAAGAAAAGUCAGACCUCAAUUCUUGGGUUGUCCUCCAAGAACAAUUUUGUAGCUAAGGCCUCUAGGAAGCUCGCUAAUGACUUUCCCCUCGAUUUAUCGCCUGUGAAGAAGAGAACGAGGAUCGACGAGAUAGCCAGCAACCUGCAAAGCAAAAUCAACCAGACAAAACAGCAGGAGGACGCGGUGAUCAACGUGGAGGACGACGAGGAGGAAGAGGAAGACAAUGAAGUGGAGAUAGAGGUUGAGUUGGACAGGGAGGAAGAGCCAACAGAGCCAGUCAUGGAGGUGUCCGCAUCCUUUUCAGCCCAGCAGAUUUGGGCGAGAGACGCCGGCGAGCCCCCGAAGGAGCCCAACUUCAGAAGCGUCGCCCACGAUUACAACGCCACCAACGGGGCUGAGAUUGAGCUCACCCUUUCUGAAGACGAAGAGGAUUAUUACGGCUCCUCGACAAACAUGAAAGAUCACCAAGUUUCCAACGCCGCUCUGCUGAACACCCAGACUCCCAUCUAUGGAACCGAGCACAAUAACGAGAACACGGACUUUGGUGACUCUGGAAGGCUUUACUAUUGCAAACACUGUGACUUUAACAACAAAUCUGCUCGGAGCGUCAGCACCCACUACCAACGAAUGCACCCGUACAUUAAGUUCAGCUUUAGGUACAUCUUGGAUCCCAAUGAUCACAGUGCGGUGUACAGGUGCCUGGAAUGCUACAUUGAUUACACCAACUUUGAAGACCUGCAGCAGCAUUACGGCGAACACCACCCAGAAGCCAUGAAUGUACUCAACUUUGACCAUUCGGACCUGAUCUACCGGUGUCGGUUUUGUUCCUACACGAGCCCGAAUGUCAGAAGCCUGAUGCCACAUUACCAAAGAAUGCAUCCCACGGUUAAGAUUAACAACGCGAUGAUAUUUUCCAGCUAUGUCGUGGAGCAGCAGGAAGGGCUGAAUACGGAAUCCCAGACGCUGAGGGAGAUUCUGAAUUCGGCCCCCAAGAGCCUGGCGACUUCCACUCCCGUGGCUCGCGGUGGCGGUCUGCCAGCUACGUUUAAUAAAAACACUCCUUCAAAGACCUUUACUCCAGAAUGUGAAAAUCAGAAGGACCCCUCAGUUAACACUGUUGUCGUUUACGAUUGCGACGUUUGCUCGUUCGCAAGCCCCAACAUGCAUUCUGUCUUGGUUCAUUAUCAGAAGAAACACCCGGAAGAAAAGGCUUCCUACUUUAGGAUCCAGAAAACCAUGCGAAUGGUGUCUGUGGACAGGGGCUCUGCCCUUUCUCAAUUAUCAUUUGAGGUGGGUGCUCCAAUGUCUCCCAAAAUGUCCAACAUGGGUUCCCCACCCCCCCCACCACCCCCGCCACCAGACCUCAGUACUGAGCUUUACUACUGCAAACACUGUUCCUACAGUAAUCGGUCAGUUGUGGGAGUGCUUGUCCACUACCAGAAAAGACACCCAGAGAUAAAGGUCACUGCCAAAUAUAUCAGGCAGGCUCCUCCCACAGCUGCAAUGAUGAGGGGGUCCGAGGGGCCCCAAGGCUCCCCUCGGCCACCCGCCCCCAUGCAGCAGCUGACCCGAAGCAGCUCUGAGAGAGACGGCCCUCCCGCCGAGAAUGAGAUGUUCUUUUGCCAGCACUGUGAUUACGGGAACCGGACGGUCAAAGGUGUCCUCAUUCACUAUCAGAAGAAGCACCGAGACUUCAAGGCCAAUGCAGAUGUGAUUCGGCAGCACACGGCCACCAUCCGAAGCCUCUGUGACCGCAACCAGAAGAAGCCUGCCGGUUGUGUGCUUGUCGCCCCCUCGAACAUGGAGAGGGAUAAAGCUAAGCUGCGAGCGCUCAAGUGUAGGCAGUGCUCGUAUACCUCCCCCUACUUCUAUGCACUGAGGAAGCAUAUCAAGAAAGACCACCCUGCCCUGAAGGCCACGGUCACGUCCAUCAUGCGGUGGGCAUUUCUAGAUGGCUUGAUAGAAGCUGGCUACCACUGUGAGUGGUGCAUCUAUUCCCACACAGAGCCCAACGGUUUGCUCCUGCAUUACCAAAGGAGGCAUCCAGAGCAUUACGUUGACUAUACUUACAUGGCUACCAAACUCUGGGCUGGGCCAGACCCGUCCCCCCCCUCUCUCGCAAUGCCCGCGGAAGCCAAAACGUACAGGUGCAGAGACUGUGUUUUUGAAGCCAUGUCCAUCUGGGACAUCACCAAUCACUACCAGGCGUUCCAUCCCUGGGCCAUGAAUGGUGAUGAGUCGGUGCUGCUGGAUAUCAUCAAGGAGAAAGAUGCCAUUGAGAACCCCCUCCCCUCCUCCGAAGAGCUGGUGGGUCCUGUGAAUUGUGAAAACAGCAUGCCCGCUCCACUGCCCGAGCAGGACGUCGAAUGCCCAGAGGAUGCGAGGCUGUCCCCAGAGAAAAGCAUCCAGCUGGCUUCUGCCAACCCGGCCAUAUCCUCCACCCCGUACCAGUGCACGGUGUGCCAGUCCGAGUAUAACAACCUGCACGGCCUUCUCACCCAUUAUGGGAAGAAGCACCCCGGCAUGAAGGUGAAGGCUGCCGACUUUGCCCAGGACAUCGACAUUAACCCCGGCGCCGUUUACAAAUGCAGGCAUUGCCCGUACAUCAACACCCGCAUCCACGGCGUCCUGACCCACUACCAGAAGCGACACCCGUCCAUCAAGGUGACCGCCGAGGACUUUGUGCACGACGUGGAGCAGUCGGCCGACAUAGCCCAGAACGACGUGGAGGAGACGAGCAGGAUCUUCAAGCAAGGCUACGGCGCCUACCGUUGCAAACUGUGUCCGUACACGCACGGCACGCUGGAGAAGCUCAAAAUCCACUACGAGAAGUACCACAAUCAGCCUGAAUUCGAUGUCUUUUCCCAGUCGCCCCCGAAGCUGCCGGUCUCCCUCGAGCCCGAGAUAACCACUGAAGUGAGCCCCUCCCAGGUCUCCGUCACGGAGGAGGACGUGGGAGAGGAGCCCGUGUCCACGUCUCACUUCUCUACCUCGCACCUGGUCUCCCACACUGUGUUCCGGUGCCAGCUCUGCAAGUACUUCUGCUCCACGAGGAAGGGGAUCGCCAGGCACUACCGCAUCAAGCACAACAACGUCCGCGCCCAGCCGGAGGGCAAGAACAACCUCUUCAAGUGCGCCCUGUGCGCCUACACCAACCCCAUCCGCAAAGGGCUGGCGGCCCACUACCAGAAGCGCCACGACAUCGACGCCUACUACACCCACUGCCUGGCAGCCUCCCGGACCAUCAGCGACAAGCCCAACAAGGUGAUCAUCCCGUCCCCGCCCAAGGACGACUCCCCACAGCUCAGCGAGGAGCUCCGGCGGGCCGUGGAGAAGAAAAAGUGCUCGCUCUGCUCCUUCCAGUCCUUCAGCAAGAAGGGCAUCGUGUCCCAUUACAUGAAGCGCCACCCGGGGGUGUUCCCCAAGAAGCAGCACGCCAGCAAGCUGGGAGGCUACUUCACGGCCGUCUACGCCGACGAGCACGAGAAGCCGGUGCUGAUGGAAGAGGAAGACCGAGGCAGCUUCGAGAAAGCCGAGGUGGAGGGAAGCGAAGCGCAGGAGAUGGAGUGGCUCCCGUUCCGCUGCAUCAAGUGCUUCAAGCUGUCCUUCAGCACGGCGGAGCUGCUGUGCAUGCAUUACACUGACCACCACAGCCGGGACCUGAAGAGGGACUUCGUCAUUCUGGCCAGCGGCCCCCGCUUGCAGAACCCCGCCUACCAGUGCAAGCACUGUGAUAGCAAACUGCAAAGCACAGCGGAGCUGACCUCACACUUGAACAUUCACAAUGAGGAAUUCCAGAAGCGUGCCAAACGUCAGGAGAGGAGGAAACAGCUUUUGAGCAAGCAGAAAUAUGCAGAUGGUGCUUUUGCAGAUUUCAAACAAGAGAGGCCUUUUGGUCACUUAGAAGAGGUGCCAAAGAUCAAGGAGAGGAAGGUGGUGGGCUACAAGUGUAAAUUCUGUGUGGAAGUGCACCCGACGCUCCGAGCCAUCUGCAAUCACCUCCGAAAGCACGUCCAGUACGGCAGCGUCCCCGCCGUGUCCGCCGCCGUGAAGGGGCUGCGUUCUCAUGAGAGGAGCCAUCUGGCCCUGGCCAUGUUUACCCGCGAGGACAAGUACAGCUGCCAGUAUUGCUCCUUUGUUUCUGCUUUCAGGCACAACUUGGAUCGCCAUAUGCAAACCCACCACGGACACCAUAAACCAUUCCGGUGCAAACUCUGCUCCUUCAAGUCCUCCUAUAACAGCCGGCUGAAAACACAUAUACUCAAGGCUCAUGCUGGUGAGCAUGCCUACAAGUGUUCCUGCUGCUCCUUUUCCACCAUGACAAUCAGCCAGCUGAAGGAACACUCCCUCAAGGUCCACGGAAAAGCCCUGACCCUCCCCAGGCCACGGAUCGUCAGUCUGCUCUCCUCACACGCUCACCACUCCUCCCAGAAAGCUACCCCAGCCGAAGAAGUGGAAGACUCUAAUGACUCCUCCUACUCAGAACCUCCAGAUGUGCAGCAGCAGUUGAACCACUAUCAGUCGGCUGCCCUGGCGAGGAACAACAGCCGCGUCAGCCCCGUGCCCCUUUCUGGGGCCCCCGGGGGUGCCGAGCAGAAAACCGAGGCUGUUCUCCACUGCGAAUUCUGUGAAUUCUCCUCUGGCUACAUCCAGAGCAUCAGGCGCCAUUACAGGGACAAGCAUGGUGGGAAGAAGCUCUUCAAGUGCAAAGACUGCUCCUUUUACACAGGCUUUAAAUCUGCUUUUACUAUGCACGUGGAAGCUGGGCAUUCGGCGGUUCCCGAGGAGGGCCCCAAAGAUCUUCGCUGUCCUCUCUGCCUCUAUCACACCAAAUACAAACGCAACAUGAUCGACCACAUCGUGCUGCACCGAGAAGAGCGAGUCGUCCCCAUCGAGGUGUGCCGUUCCAAGCUGUCGAAAUACUUGCAGGGAGUGGUUUUCCGCUGUGAUAAGUGUACCUUCACCUGCUCCAGCGACGAGAGCCUCCAGCAACACAUAGAAAAGCACAAUGAACUGAAACCUUACAAAUGCCAGCUCUGCUACUACGAGACCAAGCACACGGAAGAACUGGACAGCCACCUUCGGGACGAGCAUAAGGUGAGCCGUAAUUUUGAGCUGGUUGGACGGGUUAACUUGGAUCAGCUGGAACAGAUGAAGGAAAAGAUGGAGAGCUCCAGCAGUGAGGACGAGGACAAGGAAGAGGAAAUGAGCAGCAAGGCUGCUGACAGAGAUCUGAUGAGAUUUUCCGACCGUGGGGCUGCUAUUAACACCGAGAAGCGUUUUCCGUGUGAAUUUUGUGGACGGGCGUUUUCACAGGGCUCUGAGUGGGAAAGGCACGUGCUGAGACACGGCAUGGCGUUGAAUGACACCAAGCCGGUGAGCAGAGAAGAAAUCCACCUGAAAGAGAGUGUGGAGGACAGUAUUAAGAUGCCCUCUAUAGAGGAAAAGGAAGAUGACGAGGCAAUCGGGAUAGACUUUUCCCUAAAGAAUGAAACAGUAGCCAUCUGUGUAGUAGCUGCUGACAAAUCUCUCCUGGAGAAUGCAGAGGCCAAAAAUGAAUAAGCGUUUGGUGAAAUUCUUAAUCAAACCGUACUUGAACCGUGAUGAGAAAGUGGGAGGGCCAGCUUGGGCUGAGAAGGGGGGGGGACAGAAAAGAAGACAGAACAAAGCUGCUUUUUAGGACUGAACAAUCUAUUUUCAAAGCACUGGUACCUGUGUGAGUGAGUAUGUAAAUUAAAGUUAUUUAAAUGGUUGGAAUAUGUGGCUCCUUUUCCAUCACUACACCUUUUCUUCUGGAUCUUCAUCCUGGAAGUGUCAUUUGUUGUGGAAUACGGAAGCACCUCCCGUGCGCACGGUGUGCUCUGUGGCGGUCUUGGACAGGAUGUGGAAACAAGCUCCAUGACAGUAGAAGACUUCUCUUAGGGGAACAACUUUCUGACGCACAUCUUUUGGUGCGUUUUUCUAGUUUUAAUACCUUAAGCUUUUUCAAGACCUAACUGCAGCCGCUUUGGGAAAAAAAACAAACAAACAAACAAACAAACAAAAAAAAAACCACAAAAAAAAAAAAAAACACAGAAAACAAAAAAACUGCUUUGCAUAAAACAGUCACCUGUUUCCUAGUACCUCAAACUUAACCAAGGGAAUUCUCUGCAUUUGUCAGUACUACCUGUCGUCGUCGUGGUUAAAUGUAGAGAGAACUGCUGGGCAAGACGGUGAAUGGAGAAAAAAAAAAAAGAGAGUUUUAAAGAAAGGAACACAAAUUGUGCUUAAAAUCCCCACGUGGGUUUUAUUUCUUAAAAUACUGUGAUUUUUUUAAUUAUUUUAGUAAAAAACAAAACAAAAAAAAGAAACAGACUUUAAUUAUUAGAUAACUGUUUGUGAAUUGUCAUCCUUUAUUCCAGGUAAGCUGUUUAUUAGUGUUCAACUAUAAUUUAGAAUUUGGUAGAUUCAUGUGAGCUAAUUUUAUGGUGACUGUGGAGUUUUGUUUGCCAUAUGUUUAUUUUCUAUCAAUUUGAGUGUUACAAACACAGCACAAUUCAGUUUUCACAUAAAUUGUUUUUUGUGUGCGUGUUGUUCUUGUUUUAAUUUGGGGGCAAGGGAGAUUUAGGGUUUUUUUUGUGAAUAGGAAUGUUUUUAUUUUAAACAUGGAAAUAACAAAGAAGUUAACUUUUUUUUUCUUAAUUUAACUAAAGAACCAAACUUUUCGGCACAGCUAUGCAGCUUGUGGGCCAGACGAGGAAGUCCUCUUCACCCUUUUGUUGCUCGUCAAAUUAACACAUUAUCCGUCUCACACAAAUAAUUUCUGUUCGGAUGGGCUGGCUUCUGUGUGUGAUUUUAGAAUCUGUGUUCUGUUUUUGUUUGCAUUGUGUUUGGGGGAGGGUUUUUCACUUAUUUUGCAGGACAAGGGGAUGUGUUAGAAUCCCAUCCCUUUGGUGAGAGUGGACAAGAAAUACUUAUAUCCUACAAGGAGCCUGGAAAACUACUUUUUUUUUUUUUCCUUAAUCUAGCUGCCAGCUGCUCUGUUUCCCCAUAUUAGCUUUUUCAGGAGGGAGCAGCUUAGACUAAAUCUAAGUCUACAUUUAUAAUAUGUUCUGAUUGUGAACAAAAGGUUUCAUUCCAAAAAAGUAGAAAAGAACUUUCCUUGAAGCUUAGGUUAUAGAAGUUUCUGUGUGUGUGUGUGUGUAUGUGUGCUUGGAUGCGUGUGUGCUCAUGUGCGUGUGUGUGAGUCCUUUGAUUUUCAUGUUUUGUUUUGUUUUCGUUUUUGUUUUUUGUUUUUUUGUUUUUUGUUUUUUUGGUUUUUGUUUUUUUUUUUUUUUUACUUGGAAGGGUUGUGGGAGGGGGAGGGAAGUAAGGGACAGGGAAUUGCUGAGAUGACAGUGUCCCACACAGCUUCAAAUAAAAUCCAUGGAAAGAUAUUGCAUUUGUGGAAUAAGUCCUUACUUGAAAAGCAUGUUCUUCUUUUAUUUUCUUGCUGUUAAGAAAUUUUAUUUGUAGGGAGUUUGUUUUAAUUUAAAUUUUUUUUUUUUUUAGGGAUGGGGGCCAUCAUGUGGAAACCAGAAAAUGGGGAAAGUGUGAUCUAGACAAAGAUAACAUUUUGUGUCCAUAUUUGUUUUUAAUUGGCCUCAUUUCAUAUGUAUUAAACAGUUCCAUACCUGGAUUGGGUGUUUGUAAUGGUUACCAAAAAAAAAAAAAACAAAAACAAAAACAAAAACAAAAAAAAAACAAAAAAACAAAAAAAAAGAAAAAAAGAAAGAAAGAAAAAGGAAAAAAAAGAAAAUAAUUGUGACAUGCUUUUAUCACUACUUUAUUUUUCAAAUAACAUGUAAAUAUUGUAAUCCAUUGGAUUUUGUUUUGCUAACCUGUUAAUAAAAAUAUGGGACCAUUAUCCUUUUAACAGGGCUAGAAUGUCAUUUUUUUCUGUUUUCAAACAUAUACCUGAUAUUUUGUGGCCGCACAUUUUGGAUGCAUUAUUAUAAUUCUGUCGACUGUAAUGACAUAGAAUUUACAACAUUUUUUUUUUUGUUGUUUAAUUUAUACAGAGGACAUUUUUUUUCAGAGCUUGAGAGAAGAAAAUAAAUAGCAAAAUGAGAACCUGUUGACUCCAAUAAUCAGUGUUUCCCGAUACUUGAUAGGAGAGAGGGAGAUUCUGAGUUCUUGAAGCCAAGGGUUUUAAAAAACAACAAAAACACACCAGUAGGUUAUUCAAGUUGUUUGCAACAUACAUUUUUGUAAUGAAAUGUGAGAAAUUAAUAAAGAAUUUUUUUCACAUGUG